Molecule: messenger RNA, 2115 nt
Organism: Linum trigynum
Lineage: Eukaryota; Viridiplantae; Streptophyta; Magnoliopsida; Malpighiales; Linaceae
Source: the annotation of a GenBank genome assembly
AAAGCAAAAUUUUCAAAAUCACUUGUAUUUACUUUGUAUAUCCUUCAAACAAACAAGUAAUGUAUUGUGUUAUUUGUGUAUAUAUAAUUAUAAAAAUAAAAAUAAAAAAGUAUUGGAAAUUGUAGGCCCAUAAUGAUCUGCAGGGCUGCGGCCCAUUGUCAUCCAUACUGGAAAACGACGGGUCGUUUCUUCGUAGCCGUUGCUUACCAUCAUCAUCCCCUUUUCUCGUCUCUUUCUUCUCUGUGAUACGAGAGAGUGAGCUCAGCAUCAGCAGGAUAGUAUAGUGAAGUCUCCUUCGGAUAUCUGGGAAGAGCUCAAGAAGCUUCAGCUGCAAGAAAAACAGUUAGAAGAUGGCGGAUAGCAAAGCAAUCCGAGUGGAGAGCAGAAUUCCCGCGCUCGUUUUUGCGCCACCACGGUUGUUCCGCCCUUCUCAAUUCUCAUCCCGCCCCCGCCAAACCUCCUCUUCGUUUCCGAGUCCUGGCCAUGGAUGUAAAGAGGAGCCCAAGCGUCUCAAAUACCCCGCUCCUCGCUUCACCAAGGAGGGCGGUUUGGUUUAUGUGGAAGCUGAGCCUAGUGGAGAGGAUAGCUGGAAGUUAGAUCCCAUCGUUCAGAUUCUGAAGCAGGCCGCCGUUGGUGUCAUUCCCACCGAUACGCUCUGUACGAUUUGAGCAUUUGGCUUUCCUUGCGAUCGAUCGUUCCUCGUUCAGUGUACUUAGGGUGGCUGAUUUCUAGUCCUCUUUUGAUUAUUAGGUACGCCAUAGUUUGUGAUAUGAAGAUCCCAUCAGCUAUUGAACGUCUUCGUAGGUACUAGUUUUCUCCCUCUUUUGAAGGCGUUUUGAGUUUGGUGGUACCCCUAGCAUUGAAUUUUCAAGGUGGAUGCUUUUAAUUGAAAUGCAGCCUCUCAGCAUCUUAUGACCCUCUUUGAGUGAUGUAGACAUGUACACGAACUGGUUUCCCUCACGGUGAUGCCCAAGGACACGCGAAUAUCUUCCGAGCUGUUAAACAUUUUUACCUCGACCUGUGAGUAAGGAUGUAAUCUCUCUUACAGGUUACGGGCAUUUGGGAAGGCAAUGAAGUUCCUCAUUUGGUUAUAUUGGUUAAAUAACUAGGAAGUUUCCAUUACAUUGCAUUCGCAUCCCAAUAGGACGUGCAGAUGGGGCUUGAAUGGGAUUGAUGAUCAUGGCUGGUCUUAAUUCAUCAUUUAUGGUUAUGCAUUUAUGUUAAAGUACACUUUCAUAAUGACUGCAAGCAAGGAGUUGCCUAAACGAUGUAUGAGGUAUGGGACUCCAACUACUAAAUAUGUUGCUGGAAGGAUGUGGGCGUCAGGAUAUCGGAUGAUGCCAUUUGCCGACCAAUACUUGAAAAGCUUGACGCACUGCUGAUUUCCACAAGGUUUUUUUGUUCCACUUGAAUUUCCUUCGCUGUUUUGAAGAAACGUAAACUUUGGCUGGAUAAGGGCCUAAAAGAUGCUUGAGUUUUACAAAGAGGUUACAGAAGCAAUUUGAGAUGGAAGCCUGAAAGCUUCCUUACAAUUUCCUGUUCUUUGCAUUAGCGUGAAGGGCCUCAAGGAAAAUGAAUGGUUGUUGGAUCCUGUUGCAGUAGCUGAGGCAUAUGGACCAUAGGUACCAUUUAUCCAUCUGCUUAAGUUUCACCUUCCUCUUAUUCUUUUUUUGGAGUGUUCAACCCAUCUGGCUCGUUGAUGUAGGGACUGGAUUUCAUUGUUGACGGUGGUGUGAGAGUAGUUGAUCAUCCAUUGUGGUUGACAUGACAAGAAUAACCCCAGUAGUCGUACGGCAAGGAAAGGUAACCGAGCUUCUGUGACAAGGAGGAACAGUUCUUUUUUUUUUUCAGGGGAAAAGGAAGGAAGAACAGUUAAUUUUAACUUUGAUGUUACGUGUACUGAUUUCGUGAAUGGACAAUGCUCAGAGACCUAAACUGCCUUGCGUGGAGUCUGAAGAGGACAGGGAAUCAGUUUUAAAGCCUGAAGAUCUCAUACUUCAUACUACUUAAUAGAUGUAAAUCCUGCUGAAUCUUGCUUGCUCGGGACUUUUAUAAAGGCAUUGUACAGCUAAUUCAACAUCUGGUUCAUGGUCCAAGUAAACUGAAAUGUAUAGC